Phanerochaete carnosa HHB-10118-sp is the source of this 1026-nucleotide messenger RNA. RefSeq lists its product as uncharacterized. The transcript is spliced from 7 exons. Gene Ontology annotation, molecular function: phosphatidylserine decarboxylase activity. NCBI's taxonomy places the organism in Eukaryota, Fungi, Basidiomycota, Agaricomycetes, Polyporales, Phanerochaetaceae. The record is from RefSeq and is a predicted model, not a curated record. The coding region runs from base 1 to 1026 and encodes 341 amino acids. Gene Ontology annotation, biological process: phospholipid biosynthetic process.
AUGCAGUACGCACAUUCAGCAGUUGAUUAUGGUCUGCAAUGUACGAAGUUGGUACAACAUCGCCAAGUCGGAUGGCUCACGAAGAACCGCGAAACUGGAGAGCUCAUCCGCGAGCAGGUGCCGCUCAUGAAGAAAGCCAGGAUGUUGCUCCUCUUCAACCCUCUCACCGAGUGGGUAGAUAGAACACACACUUUCCGAUACAUCUUGCAUGAGAAGACGGAUCACUCAAAGAGCAAGGAGGUUAACCCGCGUUCGAAGGAGCAGAUCAAGGCUUUUGUCGACUUUUACCAUGUAGACAUGAACCAGUUCGAACCGUCAGAUAUCAAUGCGUACAAGAGUUUCCAAGACUUCUUUAUCCGACUCCAUAAACCCGGGGUCCGCCCUAUUGCAUCCCAAGAAGACCCCUCUGUAGCUGUCUGCGUCGCCGACUGUCGCAUGGUCGUCUACGACACCGUCGCAGAGACCCACAAGCUCUGGAUCAAGGGCCGCGACUUUUCCAUUGCGCAGCUGCUCCAUGACAAGGUUGCGGCACGGCCAUGGCAAAACGGCGGGGUCGCGUCCUUCCGCCUGAGUCCGCAGGACUAUCACCGGUACCACUCACCCGUGCACGGCAUCGUGAAGUGGUGGAAGGAGCUCGACGGCGACUACUACUCGGUUGACCCGAUCUGCAUCCGGAGCGACAUCGACGUCCUCGCGGCGAACGCGCGCUCGGCGUUCUGCCUGUCCACGAAAGAGUUCGGUGACGUGCUCUUCGUCGCGAUCGGUGCGCUCGAGGUCGGCACUGUCAAGCUCUCGGACAAGAUCACGUCCGUCCUGCCCGGCUCGCAGGCGCCCGCGAAGGACGUCGUGAUUGAGAAGGGCGAGGACGUCGGCUUCUUCGAGUUUGGCGGCAGCAGCAUCAUCGUCGCGUUCGAGCCUGGGCGCAUACAGUUUGACCAGGACCUCAAGGACGCGAGCAGCGAGCUAAUUGAAAUGAAUGUGGAGGUGGGGAUGAGGAUGGGCCGAGCGACCGCGCCAGACUUUUGA